Messenger RNA from Stylonychia lemnae, 1488 nucleotides. NCBI's taxonomy places the organism in Eukaryota, Ciliophora, Spirotrichea, Sporadotrichida, Oxytrichidae. The record is from the annotation of a GenBank genome assembly.
AUGUAACUAUCUACCACUGCCUUGCUAUUCAAAAGGAGAUUCUAAUCCGUAUACUCACUUCAGAUGAGGCUAUUCUCUGCUGCAGUCAAAGAGUAUGAUCUAGCAGUCAUUGGUGGUGGUCCUGGAGGUUAUGUCGCUGCAAUUAAGGCAGGCUAAAAGGGUUUAAAAACUAUAUGCAUAGAGAAAAGAGGCACACUUGGAGGCACAUGCUUGAAUGUUGGCUGCAUUCCUUCAAAAGCUUUGUUAAACGCAACUCAUAAACUGUAUGAGGCUAAGCAUGACUUUAAGGAGUUCGGAAUUACUGCCUCUGAAAUAAGUGUCGAUUUCAAGUAAUUGAUGAAAUAAAAGGAUAAUGCAGUUGGAGGGUUGACAAGUGGAAUAGAACACCUACUCAAAAAGAAUAAAGUAGACUAUGCAAAAGGUGCUGGAAAGUUUGCCUCGGAUAAUGAAAUAGAUAUUGAUCUGUUAGCAGGUGGAACUGAGAGAAUAAAAGCAAAAAACAUCAUUAUUGCUACAGGAAGUGAACCUUCUCCAAUACCUAAUUGCCCUGCUGAUGAAAAGUAUGUAGUCUCAUCUACUGGUGCUCUAGUACUUGAUAAAAUUCCAAAGAAAAUGAUGGUAAUUGGAAGUGGAGUUAUUGGCUUGGAAUUAGGUAGUGUAUACUAAAGACUUGGAACCGAGGUGAUUGUAUUAGGAAAUGCAGAUAAAGUAUGCCCAUUCUUAGAUGGAGAUAUUUCAACUUCAUUCAGAAAGUCACUAGAGAAAUAAGGCAUGAAGUUUAUUCUAAAAUGCAGAGUUAAUGCAGCAAGAGGAGGCCCAAAUGGAUCUUAAGUUGAUCUUGAAUUCCCAGAGACAGGUAAGAAAGAAACUCAUGACUGUGAUAUUGUUUUGGUUGCAGCUGGAAGAAGAGCUUAUACCCAAGGACUUCAACUCGACAAAGUAGGCAUUAUCACAGAUAAGUAUGGUAAAAUUGAAACAAAUGAUCAUUGGUAAACGAAUCUCAAAGGAGUUUACGCUAUCGGUGAUGUUAUCAAGGGUGCAAUGCUUGCGCAUAAAGCUGAAGAGGAAGGUAUUGCUGUUGUAGAGCACAUUUUGGGAGAAGGAGGUCAUGUCAAUUACAGAACAAUUCCUGGUGUUAUUUACACCUAUCCGGAAGUUGCAUCAGUUGGAUAAACUGAAGAAGAGUUAAAGGCAGCUAAUAUCAGUUAUUCAAAGGGACUCUUCCCAUUCUAAGCUAAUAGCAGAGCUAGAACAAAUAAUGAUUCUGAUGGAUUAGUUAAAAUACUAUCAGAUUUAAAAACUGGAAGAAUCUUAGGUGCUCAUAUUAUUGGACCAAAUGCUGGAGAAAUGAUAGCUGAGGGAGUAUUGGGAAUGGAGUACGGUGCUUCAGCAGAAGAUAUAGCAAGGACUUGCCAUGCUCAUCCAACUCUUAGUGAGGCAUUUAAGGAAGCCUGCAUGGCAGCCUAUGACAAACCUAUUCACUCUUGA